UGUUUCAUUAUUAUCGUUACUUCACAGGAACAGGAUGACAGAUUGCUGGUGAUGUACCCAUCGACCCUAAUCUUCUUAUCAGAGGAGAGCAAUGGGCUCUUCUAUAAGGGCAAACUUCCACUCAACAUGAUUACAGUAACCACUCCCUGUCAGGACGUCAAGCCCAACACCUUUAGGAUUGAAGGCAAGCUGAUCAACCCCAUAGUGGUGUCCUGUUUGGACAGGACAGAGUUCUACGACUGGAUCCAGCAGUUCAAAGCUGCUGACGUCCCUGUUGUCAGCCCCCCACCCCCCGUCUAUGACAUCAUUUACACGCCAACAAACACAGAGCAAACGACAAAGUUUGACAGAUGGAGUGGAAACAGCCAGGGGAGAGUGGAGUCUGUCAGAUACAGCCAGCCGCCAAGUGGACGCGGGUCCUUAAACCUUCAGCUACCAGUUCAUGAGGAAAACCCCAUGUCUCCUGGAUACGCCGAACCUCUCUGUUAUAGCUCCAGUCGCCCAUCCUCAGUCGAGACAACCCGCCUGGGCAGCAGGACCAACAGCGUGUCCUCCCAAAACAGACCAGAUCGUGACCAUAGACCUCUGUCGCUGCGCUACUCCUCUCCGCAGCAAGGCUCCUACCUGCAGCCUGCAGAGAGCUCCCCAUUGUCUCAGGUCUACAGCACUCCCUACUACGCCCUGCACCACGCCAGCCCACAACGGCUGGAGAAAGCCCCACUCAUAAAGUCUAACAGCUGGAGCACACCGCAGACGUCCCUGAACUACCCACUAAGCACCAGCCAACGUCACUCAGACCUGUGCGCCCCACGUCAGCCUUUGUCUCCUCUCUACGAUGAGCCAUGCACCCCAGAGAUCUUCAGCCUGGAGGAGGCCAGGCCAGUGCAGCAGAGCUGGAACAAACCCAUCCAGCACCACCAACCGGACACACAUCAACUUCCCUCCUCUUUCCAGCUGCGUACUCCCCCCAUGGGCAGACGCACCAGAAGAAGCCUGGUCCUGGCCAACAACAAGGCUACGUCCUUCGACAUGGAAAUGCCUCAAAGUGAAGAAGAGCAGAGAGCAGAGGCUGUGUCGAGGCUGAAGCUCCUGCCGAUGCCCUGCCAAGUUCAAGAGCAGAUGCCUCUCCCUUCAUGCUCUCAGAGGAACAUCUCUCACAUGCCAUAUGGUUACUCACCAGAUCGCCAUUCCUACCUCGAACCCACGGACCCAGAUGACCAGGAAGUGGACUAUGACAACAUUUGGGAGUACGACGGUGAGACUGGAAUGAUUCAGCCGGCUUGUGGAAUUUCGACACAGUGGACAGGAUUAGACUUUGGGGCCCGGGGCCUUGGUCCCAUGGCAACUCGCCAGAGAUGGUCGUAAAACAAAACAAAAGGCCGGCGCUCGUCUGGACGUGCUCAAACAUCAGAUCACUAUCAGAGGGAUAAUAAAAGCCAACGGUUGCAGCUAUAGCUGCUGCUGGUGUGUACAGAGUAAAGCAACAAACCUGAGGAAGUGCUUCGUCAGAUGUUAGUCGAGCCGAGGACAGAAUGGAGAGUGCGAAAGGAAAGAAAACAGUUCGACAGUGACAGACACGCUUUAUUUGUCUGGUUCAUAUGUAGCAUUUAAGACUGAAGUGUACAGUGCAUCGUGUGUAGCUUUAUUAUUAUUAUUAUUUUCUAUUCAUUAUUUAAAUGACUCAUUUGCAUUUUUUUCAGGAGUCGCUCAUAAACCUAUGUUUAAUGUUGUUUCUAAAUUAAAUCAUUCCAUUGCAGCUUUUUUUUUGGUGAACAGUAAGUUAGUUUGUUUUUGUAAAUGUUGUUAAUAAAGAUAGCUGCGUUCUUAACAGAAAUAGAUGUGGCUACAACCGAUUGACCUAAAGGUGCUAAUAUUGUAACUACGACCCCACCCCUUUGCUCUGUAAAUGUUUUACUUUUGUAUUC
Molecule: messenger RNA, 1925 nt
Organism: Cyprinodon variegatus (sheepshead minnow)
Lineage: Eukaryota; Metazoa; Chordata; Actinopteri; Cyprinodontiformes; Cyprinodontidae
Product: probable pleckstrin homology domain-containing family N member 1
Exons: 9
Biological process (GO): positive regulation of apoptotic process; response to hypoxia; 3'-UTR-mediated mRNA destabilization
Cellular component (GO): cytoskeleton; mitochondrial membrane
Molecular function (GO): phosphatidylserine binding; phosphatidylinositol phosphate binding; phosphatidic acid binding
Source: RefSeq, a predicted model, not a curated record